Molecule: messenger RNA, 666 nt
Organism: Cyanidioschyzon merolae strain 10D
Lineage: Eukaryota; Rhodophyta; Bangiophyceae; Cyanidiales; Cyanidiaceae
Product: similar to maleylacetoacetate isomerase
Exons: 1
Coding region: 1-666 (221 amino acids)
Biological process (GO): L-phenylalanine catabolic process; glutathione metabolic process
Cellular component (GO): cytoplasm
Molecular function (GO): maleylacetoacetate isomerase activity; glutathione transferase activity
Source: RefSeq, a predicted model, not a curated record
AUGGAGCGCGCUGUACUCUAUUCAUAUUGGAGGUCAUCAUCUUCAUACCGAGUGCGCAUUGUACUAAACCUGAAAAAGGUGGACUACGAGUACCGCCCUAUAAACCUUCUGAAGCUCUCGCAGGGCGAGCAACCGCCUGCAGAGUUUCUGCGCUUGAACCCUGGAGGCCAAGUGCCUACGCUUUUGAUUGAUGGUCACGUACUCACGCAGUCCGUUGCAAUUUGCGAAUAUCUCGAGGAAGCAGUAACUGGGGGUGUGAAGCUUCUGCCUGAGGACCCCGCUCAACGUGCUCAAGUCAGGCGCGUUGUGGAGAUUGUGAACUCUGGCAUACAGCCGCUCCAUAAUAGUGCAGUACUUGACUACCUUAGCUCAAAAUUCGGUGACGCCGCCAGAACAGAGUGGUCGAAGCAUUGGAUCCAUAAGGGGCUGAUCCAACUAGAGACGAUAUUGCAACACUCUGUAGGGCAAGGGCCGUACAGUUUCGGGAAACAGCUGACACUCGCUGACGCGUUUCUUGUACCACAGAUCGGUCAUGCUGAGCGUUUCGGCGUCAACAUGGAGGAGUUCCCCACAUUGCGAAAAAUAUACCAUACUUUGAUAGAACUGCCGGAGUUCGCUGCUGCGCAUCCAUCACGACAGCCGGACGCAGAAGAACAUCUCGCUUAA